AGUGGCUGGUCCGGUAUUUCUGCCACCACCUGUUCUCUCCUGCAGGACCUUACCUGUUCCUCGCUCCAGCGCUGCAGUCUUCCCGCGGCGGCUUCUGUGACAGCCGGGUGCUUACUGCGCAUGCAUGAGAAGCUCUGCAUAAUCUGAGUCCGGUAAUCUCCUUUACGGUCUGCAGUCUCUGGUCAUCCCCUGUACUAUGUCCGCAGUCUCUGGUCAUCCCCUGUACUGUGUCCGCAGUCUCUGGUCAUCCCCUGUACUGUGUCCGCAGUCUCUGGUCAUCCCCUGUACUGUGUCCGCAGUCUCUGGUCAUCCCCUGUACUGUGUCCGCAGUCUCUGGUCAUCCCCUGUACUGUGUCCGCAGUCUCUGGUCAUCCCCUGUACUGUGUCCGCAGUCUCUGGUCACUGUACUGUGUCCGCAGUCUCUGGUCAUCCCUGUACUGUGUCCGCAGUCUCUGGUCAUCCCCUGUACUGUGUCCGCAGUCUCUGGUCAUCCCCCUGUACUGUGUCCGCAGUCUAUGGUCAUCUCCUGUACUGUGUCCGCAGUCUCUGGUCAUCUCCU
Molecule: messenger RNA, 559 nt
Organism: Staurois parvus
Lineage: Eukaryota; Metazoa; Chordata; Amphibia; Anura; Ranidae
Source: the annotation of a GenBank genome assembly